CGUCUUAUUCCUCAUUAGAUCAUCCAAAUAUUCCACUUCCAGUCUGCUUCUGGAUUGAAUUCAUAAGGCUGAAUCCAUGUUUGCCAUUAACACUAUAAGGUUGAAAUGUUCCAGUGAUGUCAGCAAGGAUUGACAGUUCUUCAAAUUCUUCAUUUCCUUGCAUGUAGAUCUACAUAUUAGUGUGUAGACCUCCAUUGGUCUUGCUUGACCAUGGAUUUGCACCUUGGAAAGUUUCCAGGGCGCAAGCCUGGGCAGGUGUUUUUAAAUGGAAGACCGACAGUUGUCCGAGCUGCAAGUGUCCCCUCUCCACGCCACUGAUGUCGUCCAAGGGAAGGGCAUUAGGGCUUGGCAGUGGAGUCAUCGCAGAGCAAUGUGUGGUUAAGUGCCUUGCUCAAGGACACACACACAGCCUCAGCCAAGGCUCGAACUAGCGACCUUCAGAUAACUAGACGAACGCCUUAGCUACUUGGCCACGCGCCAACACUACAUAUUAGUGAAGGUCCUAAUUAAACUGCCCAUGUUUAUUUUACAGCUCAAAACAGUGUUGUAACUUGAAACACUGACCAUGUACACAUGUUGAAGCUCUAAAAUGUUUCAAGUAAAAUUAUAUUAACAGUUAUGUAAAAGUAAGUUCCAGCUGUAUGGUAACAAAGGCUAUGUGCAUGGGGGCAUUUCAGUUAGCGAGUGGCUUUGCACUCCAGCGGCAACAGUUUCAUAUUCACUCAGUAUUUAUGUGGUGUCUGUUUGGGUUCUGUGCUGAUAGUAUUGUUGGUAUUUUGAUGGUCGGGGACUGGGCAAUACAGUAAUUAAUUGGGGAUUGCAUCAGCUGAUAUUUUUGUGGAAUGAACUGCUAGAGGAAGAGAUUGAGACAGGUACAUUAACAAUAUUUAGGGAAAAUAGGAAAGGUUUGGAGGAAUGCCAGCUUAACGCAGGCAAAGGGGACUAGUUUGGACAGGGAUGGGGCAUCUCGGUCGGCAUGAAUCAUUUGGGCUGAAGGGCUUGUUUCCGUGCUGUAUGAAUCUCUGACUAAAAGGUGGCCAUUUGGCCCAUCCCACCUGUGAUAGGUAUCUAAUUAACUGUGGGUUUGAGCUCUGGGAAUUUGCCUGAGCGCAGAGUCGGGGCCGGGUUGUGUUUCUCGCGGCCUAGAUGCGCCGCGGGUUAGCGAGCGAGCGAGCCAGCCAGCCGGCGCUGUGUCCUUGCAGCAGCGCUCCGCUCUCUGCCGGGCUCCGACGCUAGUGGUCAGUAUCAUUGACGUCAAUAGGGAGACGCAGAUGUGAGCUCGGAUUUCCGCAAAGCAGCAAGAGCGAGGAGCCGUACGGAGAGGAAAGAGCGAGCUCUGCGGAGACGGAUCCGGGCGAGUUGUGCAGUUUUCAUGAUUCGGUCAUGGCUUGGGAGGAUGUCGGGUUGAAGCUGUUGGCCUGACGGAUGUGUCAGCGGGCACAGCCUACUCGCUGCUGGGGGAAGAGGCACUACGCGGGCGCAGGUCCCGAACACCGCACUGCAGAUCCCGGAGCCCUCUGCCCGCUGAAGCCACCUCCAGCGACUUGCCUCCGCGGUGGGAGAGCGGACAACAGACCAUGGCAGGGCCAAGACAGUGCUGCGACGGGAAGAUUGCCGGGCUGUACGAUCUAGAUAAGACCCUGGGCAAGGGUCACUACGCCGUGGUCAGAUUAGCUCGGCACGUCUUCACGGGGGAGAAAGUUGCGGUCAAAGUCAUCGACAAGACCAAACUGGACAAGUCUGCCACGGGCCAUCUGUUACAGGAGGUGCGGUGCAUGAAGUUGGUACAGCACCCUAACGUGGUGAGGCUGUACGAGGUGAUCGAUACCCAGAGCAAGCUCUAUCUGAUCCUGGAGCUGGGCGACGGCGGGGACAUGUUCGACUACAUCAUGAACCAUGACAGCGGGCUCUCGGAGGAGCAAGCGAAGAUCUACUUCGCCCAGAUCGUGCACGCCAUCUCCUACUGCCAUAAGUUGCAUGUGGUGCACCGUGAUCUGAAGCCGGAGAACGUGGUCUUCUUCAAGGAGCAAGGGGUAGUCAAGCUGACCGACUUCGGGUUCAGCAAUCGCUUCCAGCCCGGCAAGAUGCUGACGACCAGCUGCGGCUCGCUGGCUUACUCGGCGCCCGAGAUCCUUCUCGGCGACGAAUACGAUGCACCUGCAGUGGAUAUCUGGAGCCUGGGAGUGAUCCUGUACAUGCUGGUGUGUGGAUACCCACCUUUCCAUGAGGUCAAUGAUAGUGAGACGCUCACCAUGAUCAUGGACUGUCGCUACACAGUUCCCCAGCACAUCUCUGCUGACUGCAAGAAUUUGAUCUCCAGGAUGUUGCAGAGGGAGCCGAGGAAGCGGGCGUCGCUGGAGGAGAUCGAAGGUCAUCCGUGGCUUCAAGGUGUUGACCCUUCACCGGCCAAGAAGCUGAGCCUGCCCCUCACGUCCUACAAGAGCCUCUCUGAGGAGGAGCAUGAGAUCAUUAUCCAGGCCAUGGAGUGCGGCAACAUCGCCCACCGGGAGCUGAUCCAGGAGGCACUGGAAGCUGACAAGUACAAUCACAUCACAGCCAGCUACUUCCUGCUGGCGGAGAGGAUCCUGAGGGAGAAGCAGGAGAAACAGACCCAGAGUCGCAGCCUCAGUCUAGAUGACAGCUGGAACUCCCAAGUGCCAUGCAGGCCUUCUCUGUCAGCACCGGUUGAUGGCUUCAGGGAUACCGUUGACAGGGGCCCCUUGGGUGAAACGCACAAUUCGUUUUCGAUAAAGCAUUCUGCAGGCACGAAGGGACCGACAAAGCCCCCAGAAAAUGCACCGAAGGAGGUGGAGAAGACUGUGACCAGUAAUGCAAAGGAUGUCGUGAAACUCGCAAGCAACGCAGAAGAUAACCCGUCGCCAAUGAGAAUUCUCCUCCGAUCUUCACUAGAAACGUCCGUCAUGCCAAAGAAUGCGUCCGUCCUUCAGCAGAUCAGUGAAGAAGAUGAAGAGGAGGCGGAGGAGGAGCCUCAGGUGGAGGUUAAGACUGCACCAUGCCUUUGUGUGAAGGAAACUCCACGCCAUGCCAGCAGUCGAGAGGAUAACAGCAUCACCACCUCGGGUUGUUCCAAGGAGGAUGGCAAGCAGGGGCUUGGUCGCAAACUCUUUCCUGACACGUGGAGCUGUCAGCGAUCAGCCGAGAUUAGGAGCUCCUCGGUUGAAGUCAGAGGUUCAGUGGGACCACUCUGUUGCAGUAGGUGGGCUGGGAAAUCCGAACAGCUCCCGCAUUACUUUGGGAACAGGCCCAUCAACCUGAUGAAUGAAAGCAACAACAACAGCACCAGCAAGGGCGUCGGCAGAGCGCCUGCCACUGUCACUGACCUCAGCGCCGAGAAGCUGCCCGCUUGCCCGCAUACCCACCAGUGUCUGGCUGCCCGGGAGGGGAAAGGCAUUGAACCCACUGUGCCCAGGCUGCCUAACACGCACUUAGCAAAGGGAAAACUACAGUCGCUUCAGAAAGACGAGGGCCCAAGUCUGGAAAGUCCAAAGCACUUGUUUGACCAUAUUGCUGAGACCAGUGGGUUACCAAAUGACAGUGCGUGCUUCGACAGCAGUGCAGACCCUGUGAAUAAAUUUGACACCGGCAGGUCAAAGAAUGUAAAUAUCAGAGAUAGGAUACUGCAGAUUCCACUCUGUGAGAAAGCCCUUUCCUUUAAGAUAAAACCAAACUCGAAAGAGAAUCUCCUCUCUUUUGGACAGUUCAAUUGUUGUCAUGUAAUUUAAUGUUUUUUUUAAAUUAUAUACUGUGGGUGUAUGUGUGCGCGUGUGAGUGUGUGUGAGUGUGUGCAUGUGUGCACAUGCUGGUUGUAAAUAUGUAUCAUAUUUUGCAGAAAAGGGUGUCACUGAAGUAAAGAGGGUUGGAAUGGAUGGUCUUUGAAGGUUGUUAAUUGCUGCACCCUCCCUGAGGUUGUCCAUCCUGCUGUGGGGGCCAGGGUGACCUCUGACCAUCAACGGGGUGGGGACAGCCAUGCGCAGCACCCACCCAGAUUUGCGCUGAGGACCUGGUCUCUCCACCCAGUGUGUGAAGAUGGAAUAUCAGCUCUUUUAAUUCUAACUAAAUAACGGGUAUAAGCUAAGUACAAUUUGGUGCUUCUGUCUGGGUUGUAACAAGGUGCAAAGCGAGUCUCUGUAUUUUAUAAUGUAUUUUAGAACAUCUGACUUGUGAAAACCAUCCCUUCCAUACUGGGACCCAAGUUCUAGUUACGUGGUGUUUGUAUGCUUCGGGCACGGACCCAGACCCACGAUCCCAGCUUACACUUCCAGAUUAGUUCGCCGUUAGUCGAAGAGUUGUUUUUUUGCAAGACCUACUGGUGUAUGUUCUAUAACAAUGCACCAAAUCCAUCUGCUGCCCUGGGGCUGGUAGCUGAAGUGUUUUUGCAUAUUAAGUGUACCCCUUUCAUUGUCACCUUUCUAUUAAAAAGAACCCUCGUGUGUUUGCAGAAUAAUUAUCGUGGGUCUGUU
Molecule: messenger RNA, 4481 nt
Organism: Hypanus sabinus (Atlantic stingray)
Lineage: Eukaryota; Metazoa; Chordata; Chondrichthyes; Myliobatiformes; Dasyatidae
Gene: snrkb
Product: SNF related kinase b
Exons: 6
Coding region: 1578-3743 (721 amino acids)
Biological process (GO): intracellular signal transduction; protein phosphorylation; microtubule cytoskeleton organization
Cellular component (GO): cytoplasm
Molecular function (GO): protein serine/threonine kinase activity; tau-protein kinase activity; ATP binding
Source: RefSeq, a predicted model, not a curated record